Messenger RNA from Monodelphis domestica (gray short-tailed opossum), 11556 nucleotides. NCBI's taxonomy places the organism in Eukaryota, Metazoa, Chordata, Mammalia, Didelphimorphia, Didelphidae. The record is from RefSeq and is a predicted model, not a curated record.
AAUAUAUAUGUAUAUUACAUAUACAUAUAUAUACACACACAUAUAGAUAUCCCUUUCACAUUGUGACUUUCCCUGUUGCCAUUUCAAUAUAUUGUGGAUUGGCAUAAGAAAUUAUAUGAAAUUUGGGGGGAGUUUUGUGGAAGCCAAAGAUAACAGGUGAAGGCCAUCAGAUGACACAGAAAAAGUUUUAAAACUCAUAAAUGCAUAAAAUAUAUGUAUAUUAUAGUAUAAUAGCAACAUGUUUUAUCUCUUAAUACCAAAAUUAAGCACAAUUUCAUUUUUAAAACUAAAAGAAAAAGUCAGAGUUUGUGAAAAGAGCAUGAAAGUCAAUAGAUGACAAAGAAAUGUGGAGAUAUCUUAAGUUUAGUAAUUCAUGAAUGCAUAAAAUGUAUGUGCUAUUAUAUACAUGUUACCGUACAAUAUGUAUUUUGUUCUUGUUUAAUAAUAUAAGUGAACAGAGAUGCACUUUUUUUCUUAAAAUUAAUUUUGUUGUAAAAACUGUAGUUGUAUAAUGCACUGGUUUGUGUUCAUGACAAUCUCACAUGACAUCUUGCAGUUAUCUCUCAAUAAUCUUUACAUUUUGAGAUGUUAUAUAUGCAGUAUGUUCAAUAUUAUUCUCAGAUUUGUUUCACUUGACAAAAAUGUAAUAUUUGUUUUGUAUUUUUAACAUUUAUUUUUUAUGCAGUAUUUUUACAUAAUAUUGGCCUAUAUAUAGCCUGUGACCAAAUACUUAACCCAGAUUUUUUUCAGUAAGAUACUGUAAACAGUCUAUGAAAGAAAAAGAAAAAAUUCAGACUUCACUGGUAUAAGGAGAGGGCCAAAUAUUUUUAUAGGGAUUUUUCAGAUCUCAAGUGCCUUGUGCACCUAACCUACCUUGAUGUGGAAAGAAUACCAAUACAUAUACCUUUUUGUCAGUUCAUUCCUUUUCUAGUGUGGGGAAGGAGGGAGAGAGAUACCUGGGAAUUUUAAUGUAACAAAUAAUCUUUUUUAAACAUAUACAACAAAAUUCAUAGGAAAAAAUUGUAUUUAAAUAAAGAUGUAUUUUUUUUUUGCAUCUGAGGUACUUAUAUAUUAUACAGCACAAUAUGUAAUUUAUAUUAUCUAUUAAACUGGGCCUUAGUUUACUCAUUUGUCAAAUUAGAAUAAUAAUAUUACCUGUAUCACAGGAUUUUUUAGAGGACCAGAUUAAAUAAUGUAUUACAAAGUACUUUGUAACACUUAAAUCAAUAUAUAACUGGCAAAUAUUAAUAUUUUUCAUGUCCUUGAAGAUAAACUUAGCCUUAUCUUUUCACUUCAUGUUAUAUUUAUGUAGGUACAUUUUCUUUUUGAAAUUAAGCUUUCUUUUUCAUUAUGAAUUUAAAACACCAAUAAAUAUGAAUGUUUUACUACAUGAAAAACAAAAAAGGGGGUUAUAAUAAAGCUCUGAUCUUGCUGGGUAUAGUUUUUCAAAUUUUUAUUGUUAUUUUUGUGACUAUUAAGUUUAGCAUGAUAAGUAGCAAAGCUGCCCAGCUUUUUUUUUUAAUUCCCAUGUGAACUUUCUUCUCUUAUUCAUAUAUCUUAAAAAUAUUUAAAUGAUGCUUUCUUCUUUUUUUGUGUGUCUCUAUCACUACCGAACAGCUGUUCCCUCCUUUUGUAAUCUCUCCCCUUUAACAAAUAAGGAUUAUCAGGAAAAACAAGUGGACAGUUUUGGCUUCUCAAGACUUGACCAAAAAGGGAGAAUCAAGGUGGCAAAGAGAAUGGCUUUUGAGUGCCUAACAGCAUCCCACAAAUUGUUGAGAUUCCAAGAUGUGGUUGUAAACUUUACCCAAGAGGAAUGGAGCCUGUUAGAUCCUGCUGAGAAGGACCUUUUCUGGGAUGUGAUGCUUGAAAACUAUGAGAACUUUAUCUCCCUUGCACCUUUUCAAAUGUUUCUUCAUGAGCAAGGACUUCCAGAUUCCAAGCCACUUUUGAUUUCUCAAUUAGAGAGAAGAGAAACAUCAUGGCUACCAAUGGAAGAAAUCCUAAAAAGCCUUUAUUUGGAUUUUCUUCCUGAAGAUAAUACUUUUAGACUGAAGUGCAAUCUGGGAUCAGUCCUUUCUUCACAACAGAAAAUUCCUGGAAAAAAAUGUCUCCAUGAAUAUGACAACUUUUGGAAGAGCUUCAUUGGGUUGUCAGGUCUAAGUGAAUAUGACAGAAUCUGCUUAAGAGAGAAACUCUCUCAGUAUAAUAAACGUCAGAAGUCCUUCAUUCACCAUUCAAAACGAAUUCGUUACCAUAGGACAUAUGCUCAAGGAAAACUCUCUAAAUGUGAUGAAUUUGGCAAAGACUUUAGCAUCAGUUCACAAGAGUCUGAAAAGGUUCAUAGUGGUGUGGAAAAAAACUUUGAAUGUAAUGAAUGUGGGAAAGCUUACCACAGUAGCCAAUCUCUAAUUGCUCAUCAAAGAACUCAUGUUGGAGAGAAGGCCCAUAAAUGCAAAGAAUGUGAAAAAGCCUUUGGUUCCUGGAUAAGCCUUUUUGUACAUAAGAAAAUUCACAAUGGAGAGAAAUCCUAUUUAUGUAAUGAAUGUGAUAAAACCUUUAAGCAGAAGCGACACCUUAAAAUUCACAAGAUGGUUCAUGCUGGACAGAAGUCAUAUGUAUGUAAUAUAUGUUUGAAAAUCUUCAGUAAUAGGCAUUACUUAGACCAACAUAAAAAAAUUCAUACUAGCGAUAUAAUCUAUAAGUGUAAUCAUUGUGAGAAAGCAUUCAGCCAGGAAUCACAGUUUAUUAAACACAAGUUAAUUCAUACCAGGGAAAGAGCAUUUGGAUGUAAUGAAUGUGGGAAAGCUUUCAGCAAUAAACACUACCUGAGCAAACAUCAAAAAAUUCAUAUUGGAGUGAAACCCUUCAAAUGUAAUGAAUGUGGGAAGGCCUUUAGCAGUAAGAGCUACCUUAUACAACAUAAAAAAAUUCAUACUGGAGUGAAACCCUUCAAAUGUAAUGAAUGUGGGAAAGGCUUUAUGAGUAAGAGCUACCUAAUUCAGCAUCAAAGAAUCCAUGCUGGAGGGAAGCCUUAUAAAUGUAAUGAAUGUGGGAAAGCCUUCAGUAGUAAUAGCUACCUAAUUCAGCAUCAGAGAAUUCAUACAGGUGAGAAACUCUAUAAAUGUAAUGAAUGUGGGAAAACUUUCAUUAGUAAUAAACAACUUUCACAGCAUAAAAGAAUCCAUACUGGAGAGAAACCUUAUAGUUGUAAUGAAUGUGGAAAAACCUUUAGGCAGAUGGGACAUGUUGAAACACAUAAAAAGAUUCAUACAGGUGAGAAACCUUUUGAAUGUAGUGAAUGUGGGAAAGCCUUUAUAAGUAAUCAACAGCUAUCCCGACAUCAAAGAAUUCAUAUUGGAGGGAAGCCUUAUAAAUGUAAUGAAUGUGGAAAAGCCUUCAGUAGUAAUAGCUAUUUAACACUACAUCAAAGAAUUCAUCCUGGUGGGAAGCCCUAUAAGUGUAAUGAAUGUGGCAAAGUUUUCAUCAGUAAUAAUAAUCUAAUUCAGCAUCAAAAAAUCCAUCCUGGAGAAAACCCCUAUAAAUGUAAUGAAUGUGGGAAAGUCUUUAGCAGUAAUAGCUACCUAAUUCAACAUCAAAGAAUUCAUACUGGAGAGAAACCCUACAAAUGUAAUGAAUGUGGAAAAGCCUUCAUCUGUAAUAGCUACCUAAUUCAACAUCAAAGAAUCCAUACUGGCGGGAAGGCAUAUACAUGUAAUGAAUGUGGAAAAGCCUUCAGCAGCCAUCAAAAGCUCACUCUUCAUCAAAGAAUCCAUACUGGAGAGAAACCAUAUAAAUGUAGUACAUGUGGUAAAGCCUUCAAUAGUAACAGCUAUCUAAUUGAACAUCAAAGAAUCCAUACUGGAGAGAAGCCCUACAAAUGUAAAGAAUGUGGCAAAGCCUUUAGGCAAAGUUCAUCACUUAUGCAACAUCAGAAAAUUCACACUGGAGAGAAACCCUAUCAUUGUAAUGAAUGUGGGAAAGCCUUUAGGCAAAGUUCAUCCCUUAUGCAACAUCAGGUAAUUCAUACUGGAGAGAAACCCUACAAAUGUAAUGAGUGUGGGAAAGCAUUCAACAAUAAUCAAAAUUUAUCACGACAUCAAAGAACUCAUACUGGAGAGAAGCCGUAUAAAUGUAAUAAAUGUGGGAAAGCCUUCAGCAGUAAUAGCUAUCUAACUCAGCAUCAAAGAAUCCAUACUGGAGAAAAACCUUAUAAGUGUAAUGCGUGUUGGAAAUCCUUUAGCAGUAAUCAAAAGCUCUCAAGACAUCAAAGAGUCCAUAUUGGAGAAAAACCCUAUAAAUGUAAUGAAUGUGGGAAAGCCUUCUGCACCAAUUCUAGAUUUGAAGUACAUAAGGCAGUUCAUUCUGGAGAGAGACCUAUUUAGAUAUAAUGAAUGUUGGAGAGUCUUUAGGUUUGGGGCAAGAUGCAUACAUUAUGAAUGUGAAGCCAUACUGGGAAGAAGUCUUAAGAAAUACAAUGAAUGUGUGAAAGUCUUCUGUGGAAAGGGAAACCUUAAAUACAUAAAAGAAAACCCAAAACUCAUUAGAAACUUAUUUAGUGUAAUAAGCGCAGAAAAUGUGAUUGAAAUCUUAAAGAACAUGACUCAAUAUUCCCAAGAGUACAUUGAACUCACAAAAUGGUAUAAAUGCUUAAUAUGAGCAAAAGUUAAUACACAAUAGAGUGUUCAUUCUAAAAAUAUAAUCCAGGUAAUAAAUGUGGGCAAACUUUCAAAUGAAAGGACCAUAAGGCAUUUCAUACUAAAAUGAGAAACAUGUUAAAUAAAAUGAAUGUUAGAAAGCAUUCAGGUUGAACCAGACCUCUGUAUAUAAGAAAAUUAUUGUAGAGAAUUAAACUUGUUUUUCAUAAAGCUUUAGCUAAAGGAAAGAACUUAAAAACUAUCUGAUAAUACCAGUGAGAUUCUUUAUGAAUAAAAUGAGUUCUUGAGAGAAUUCAUCUAGGUUAAAUUUACAAUUGUUAUAAUGGAGUGAUAGUUUCAAAAAGUUAAUGCAAAAUCACAGCAUCUUAGAAUUAGAAGGAACCCUGGAGAACAUCUAGUCCAAAUUUUAUCUGAAAAAGUUUGCCCUAUACAUCAUACAAAUAGUCUUCCAGCCUUUGUUAUUUAAUGAGGAGACCUAUGAUUCCUGAGGAAAUCAGCUCUACUUUUGGAUAGUGCCAGUUAUUAGGAAGACAUUUCUUAUAUUAAGCCUAAAUUUUCCUCUUUAAGUUUCCUUUCCAUUUCCCUAGUUAUCCUCUCUUUGGCCUAACAGUAAAAGCCAAAUUCUUCUUGCUUGUGAGAAACCAUAAUAUGCUUGAAGUUACCUGUGGUACUCUCUUUUCAGUUGUUCAGGUAAAAUAUCCUCAGUUUAUCUUCUUAUAACGUGAACCUAACUCAGCAUAUGACACUUUUCACCAUGUGGGUUGCUUACCUCCUUAAGCUUAUCAAUAUCUUCCCUAAAAUAUGGUAUGCAAAUCUAAUGACAAAAUUCAAAAUCUACACAAACUGACACACUUGCUAGCAAUAUUGUGACUUCUGGUCUUACUCUUCUGAUGUUGGCCCAAGAAUGAAUUUGCUAUUUUGGCUGUUCUUUUGUUCUGACUCCUUGUGAGCCUGCCAUCCACAAAAUUCCCAUGUUUUUUUCUUAUGAAUUACUUCUAGCCAUGCCUCUACAUUGCACUUAUGCAGUUGAUAUUUUGAAUUCAAUUGUAAAAUUUCCCAUUUGACUAUUUUUUAUUUCAUCAUAUUCAAUUUGGCCCAAUGUUAUAGGAAGUCAAGAUCUUUUGGAAUCUUGGCUGUGAAUGGCUGCCCCUGCCACAUUUAUAUCAGCUGUAAAUCUGAUACAUAUGGCACAUACACCUUUAGGUAAGCCAUUAAUUAAAAUAUUAUACAGAAUAGGGUCUAGCACAGAUAUCAGGGAAAUUGCAUCCAAAAUCUUAUAAGAUGACUAAAUCAUAAUAACAGCUAACAUUUUAUGGAAUGCCCACUAUGUUCCAGGCACAUUGCUAAGCAUUUUACAAAGUGUCUCAUUUCUUCCUCAUAACUCUCCUGGAAGAUGUAUGCUAGUGUUACCUUCAUUUUACAGGUGAGGAAAGUGAGGCAGAUUCAGUGAUGACCAAGAUCACAUAAUUAGUGUCUAAGGAUUUGUACUCAGGUUUUCCUGACUUGAUGGUCAGUGUGGUAUCUUUUGUACCACUUAAUUGCCCUCAACUUGUACCCAUUGACAUAAAGUAAAAUAAUAACUUAUUCAUCAUGAAAGAAGGUAUCAGGUUCUGUUACCAGAUAUAAUAAUGUUAAGUCACCUUGAGAGAGAAUGACUAAGAUCUCCUUAUGCCCAUCCUUCUAUUAAUACUCUGGUUACACUGUUCCAGGGGCUCUAUCUAAGAGAGUAGUUAAAACAUAGUUUGUGGCUGCCCAUACCUCACAGGAUCUAGAGAGAAGGCAGAUGACAUGACACACAUACACACACAGAAUAAUACGUGAAAUGAUUGUUUGUCUGAGAGGUAAAUUCAAGGAUAUAAUUUCUCGACUCCAGCUUCCUGUGUAAAGGAAAGGAAAUUUGAUCCCUAGAGAGUAUAAUCCCAUUGUCAAACCUUCCAGCCAAUAAGGGAGAUUUCUAGGACUGUACUUACUUUCAGAGAUGUCAUGUGAUCAACUCCCAAGUUUCAGAAUUCCUGAAUUUGAGAGUUCUAGGUAUUGGAUCUUAAAGAGUGGUAGUGUCAAAUUCGUAUGAAAAAGGAGUCACUCAGCAUUACAUAAGGUUUUCUACAGGCUUCAUAUUGACUUUAAAAGGCCACAUGAACAUUAUCUGUGUUCUUUUUGUAUUUUUAUUUAUUUUGUUAAAUAUUUUCCAAUUACAUUUUAGUCUGGUUUGGGCAGUAUAUCUAUUGUGUGUUUGACACCUCUGUUUUAAAGAGAGAUUUCCUGAUGCAUCCUACUAGUGGACAAAGGGAAAACAUGUCCCCCAUGGUUUCCGUAGAAUGCCCUUCCUAUAUAGAGUGCAAACUUGUACCCUGGAAGCCAGAAGAAGUGGAGACUAUAGCCAGGUCAGGUGCUCCUAUCAUGGGCCUUUCAAAUUUUGACCUUACACUUUAGAGUGCCUGCCCUCCUGUUGCCAGCUGUACUGUGGAAACGUGAACCCCAGGAAACAUGACUUGGGGGGCCUUUUCUUAUUGUACCAUUUCAGUAAAUAGUUUUUAUUCCUUGACUGAUGAAAGGUGAGGUAUAAUUUUAGGUGUUCCAAAAGGACUCUAGAACCUGGGGUAAGUGACUCCAAGUACAAGUUGGCAACACCUACAGAUGCAUUCUCUCCCAACUCUGUGAUUCAAUAAUUAAUGAAUGGGAGAUGAACGUCAACCACAGUUUUAUUCACAACUUGGGCCUAUCUUAUCUUUCCUUUGGCAUUCUAUGGUUGAUCCAUACUGAGUUGCUUACUGUUUCUCAUACAAAACCCUCCACAUCUUUCUGUCUUUGUACUGAUCAUCCUCUGAACCUGGAAUGUUCUUCCUUCUGGCUUCUCUGACUCCUUUUAAGGCUCUGCUCAAUUGCCACCUUCUGAUGAACUGAGCUUCUGGUGCCUUUAUUCCCAAGAUUACCUUCUAUCAACCAUCUUUGUAUUUUGUGAACACCUCUAUAUGUACAUGGGUCCUCCUCCGUCAGAAUUUAAGCUCUUAGAAGGCAAAUACAGUUUUUUUUGUAUUUUCUUUGUAUCCCUAGCAUUUGCAUGGCACAUAGUAAGAGCUUAAUAAAUGCUUGCUGAUUCAUUCAUUGAUUGUUGUCCAAGUAGACAAGGAUCAUUGCUUGGUGCUUCUACAAGGGAGAAUUCAACGAAGGAAUUCAUAGGGGAGUUUGUAUUUGUGCUGGACCAUAAAGAAUAGGGGAAGGGGGAAAGAAACAAACAUGAAGUACCUACUAUGGGUUUUCAUUUGAUCCUCACAGCAACACUUGGAGUUAAGACAUAUUAUUCUCUUUUUAUAGAUGAGGAAACUGAGGCAGGCAGAGGUUAAGUAAUUUACUCAGGAUUUCAUAGUUGUAAGGGUCUAAAUCAGGAUUUGAACUCAGAUCUUCCUACCUUCAGGACCAGCAUUCUAUCCACUGCAUUACCUAUUUGCCUCUAAUUGGAUAGGUAGGGUAUUUAGGUAGAGAUGCCAAUGGGAAAGGUAUUAUAGAUUCACGGAGCAAUUUGAACCAAGUCACAGGGGCAGGGCAACAAGUAUUUUUAGCAGAGAUUGUAAUCAAAUUUGGCUGGAGCAUAGCACAUGUGUAGACAUAGCAUAUGUGUGGGAAUGUACUGUGUACUAUGGAGUUGUGGUGCCUUUCUUUUUUAAUUAAACUGUCUCUCACUUAGCAAAAUAAUUACCCCUGUGGAGUUGUGAAUUCAUCCAUCCAUUCUGGAAAGUUGUUUUGAUUUAUACCUAAAAAGUUACUAAAAUGUAACUUUUAACCCAGCUGUGCCACCACUAAAUCCAUACCCCAGAAAGACCAAAGAGGAAGAGAAAGGUUCUACGUGUAGAAAAAUAUUUAUAGCAGCUCUUUUUAAGGUAGCCAAGGAGUGGGAACUAAGGAAAUACCGCCUACUAGGAAACAGCUAAACACAAUAUGGUGUGUGAAUGUAAUGGAAGAAUUGUGACGUAAGAAGUGAUGAAAUGGACAUUUUCAGAAGAGCCUAAGAAGAUAGCUAUGAACCGAUAAAGAAUAAAGUGAGCAGAACCAGAACAGUUUAUGCAGUGUGCCCAUUAUAGAAAAAAACCACUUUGAAAGAUAUUGGCACUGAUCAGUAAAGUGAUAAACCAAGAGUCCCAAAGAAUCUAGAUGAAGUGGGAUUCACCUCUUCACAGGGACGUGAUAUACUUAAAAGGUAGAAAGAGACAUACCCUUUUUGACAUGACCAAUGUGGACUUUGGGGGGGGGGCUUUAGUUAUGUAUUGAGGGCUUUUUAAAUGGUUAUUUGCUAAGUAGGAGAGACAGUUUAAUUAAAAAAGAAAGGCACCAGAUAUUUAUGCUAUGAUACAACAUAUUUAUUUCAUUUUUUAAAAGAUAAUCGUUUUCAAUAGACAAGUAUCUAUUUUGUCUCCUACCCUCCUCCCACCUCAAUGGAGGAAAAAUCCUCACAACAAAUACAGUCAAGGAAAACAUCCUCAUAUUGGUGAAAUCCAAAAAUUUAUGUCACACUUUGAAUAUCUAGUCCAUCACUACUUCUUUUUUUUUUUUAACCCUUACGUUCUGUCUUGGAAUCAGUAUUGAGUAUUGGUUCCAAGGCAAAAGAGCGGUAAGGGCUAGGCAAUAGGAGUUAAGUGACUUGCCCAGGUCACACUGCUGGGAAGUGUCUGAGGCCAGAUUUGAACCCAGGACCUCCUAUCUCUAGGCCUGGCUAUCAAUCCACAGAGCCACCCAGCUGCCCCCCCCCCCCCCCCCAGUCCAUCACUUCUGUUAGGAUGUUGGCAGAAUUCUAAUCAUUAGAUCUCUGGAAUCAUGGUUGAUAAUUUCAUCAUUCUAGGUCUUUUAAAAAUCAUUUGUUUUUGUAAUUUUUUUUUCUCCUGAUUCUGCUUAUACCAUAUUUAUUUCAGUAUAAUUUAUUAUUUUGCAGUGGCAUUGCUCUGAAUUAGAGCUCAGGCUCUGAAACACACUGCAAUGAGAAAUCCUGAAAAUAUUUUGAAUUAUCUUUCUACCAAAAUUUUUUCAAUGCAAUGCCUUAUUGAAGUAGGAUUGCUAUUUAUAUGAUUGUUGUUGGGAGUGAAAAGGGACUAUUUAAAACAAUGUAUUAAUUAGUGCACAGGAUUGAAAGUAGAAACUAAUCUUAUUUUUUUAAAAAACCCAUUGAAUUGCUAAAUCAUAUAUUCUAUGUAACAAAAUAGAAUUUAAGAAAAUAGAGGAGUUACAUUUGAUAGUUCUUCAGAUAGUCAGAUGGUGGGUGAUUCUACUUUGUUCGGUUUAGCAUUCCCUGCUGAAAUUCAAUGCACCCCACAUACUUAGGAGAGUUUCUGCAUAACUGACACAGGUCAACUGAAAACUUUAGACGAGUGGUUUCUAGCCAAUACCUUCAGUAAUGUUACAUUAUGGGAAGACUUCCAGUUACAAUGAGGCAUCAGAUUUUGCAUGUGCUGCUGAAAAGUGUAAGGGACCCUAGAAAUAAGGGGCUUGUACUAGAGAUGUCAGGUUACUUUCCGCUCCAAAUAGAUACACCAAUGUAGAUUUUGCCCGAGAUUUUUUCAUAGUACCUGGAAGGUUUAAUUGAUUUACCUUCAUGAAGCUGGCAUGUGCCCAUGGUAGGACUGGAAUUCAGGUUUUCAUGGGACUGUCCUAAAUCCGUUAUGUCACAAUUUCUUGACAUUGUGGCUAAAGCUCUAUGCUUGUAGUUUGCUAUUUGUUAACAGGAAGGAAGAUUGAAUGGUUUAAAUAACUUGGAGCCAACAUUGUCUUUCUUAUUUGACUUGUCUUAUAACCUAUUUGAAUUUUCUUCAUGUUAUUGUAGUCUUCCUACAAUUAGUUCUUUUUUCUUCAUUACUUGAUGCAUCUUCCUUUGCUUCUAUUAAUUCUCCAUGUUUGUCAUUCUAUUCCAUUCACAUAUCAGUUUAUUCAAUCAUUUUCCAUUUGUCCAGCCUGUUAUUGUUUUCCAGGUUUUUGUUAUUACAAAGAGUGCUGUUAAGAAUAUGUAGGUAAUUAUGAUGCAGAGUUAAAUGAAAAAAAAAAAACCUAGGAGAACAAUUUAUACAACAACAACAUUACAGAGAAAAACAACUUCAAAGGAUAUUAGAAUUAUGAUUGUUGUGAUCAUAAACCCCAAGUGUAAAGGACUGAAUGAGGCUGGCCACCUCCUGCCAGAAAGAAGAAAAUUGCAGAAUAAAAUACAUUUUUGGACAUAGUGUGGGAAUUUGUUUUGUUAAGAUGGUACAUAUUAGCUGGGCAGGUGGGUAGUGCAGUGGAUAGAAUGUCAGGCAUAGAGUCAGAAAGACUCAUCUUCGUGAAUUCAAAUCAAGCUUCAGACAUUUCCUAGCUGUGUGGCCCUUGUUAAGUCAUUUUACCCUGGAUGUCUCAGUUUCCUGAUGUUCUAGAGAAGACAAUGAUAAACCAUUCCAACAUCUUUGCCAAGAAAACCCAAGAUGAGGUCACAAAGAGUUGGAUAUGAUUGAAAGUCACUGAACAGCUCUAAAGGUUUUAUUUUGUAUUUUCAAAAUUGUUUAAUGAAGGAAGUAGUAAGGAGGAGACAAUAAGUUAUUGUAAAAGUAAAUAAGUGCUUUUAAAAAUAAUAUUGUGGUACAUCUUCAUUUAUUUGCUUUCUGCAUUUGUUUUAUGUGUUUCUGUGAAUCUGCUGCAUGUUCUACAUUUUCUAGAGACCUUUCCCAGUCCUUCCCAGUGCUCGUGCCUUCCCACUAAGAUGAUGUCCCAUUUACACUGUCUCUGCGUUGUAUUUUUAUUGUUGUUUGCAUGUCCUCUCUCCUAUUUUGGUGAGGCCCUUGAAAACAGGUACUCUGUAUCCCCAGUGCUUAGCCCCAUGCUUGACCUAUAAGAAGUAUCUAAUAAAUGCUUGUUGAUGAACUGAAAUAAAGGUUGUUCUGUACCAGUA